Molecule: messenger RNA, 3762 nt
Organism: Gigantopelta aegis
Lineage: Eukaryota; Metazoa; Mollusca; Gastropoda; Neomphalida; Peltospiridae
Exons: 1
Coding region: 117-2015 (632 amino acids)
Source: RefSeq, a predicted model, not a curated record
AUUAUGACGUCACUAGCGUUUUAUAGAAUGCUGCCAGUUAUGUCCAUGACCGAACAUCUUACAAAACAAUAAUUUUCAAGUAAAUAUUUUAGAACCAUUUUCAUAGUGCCAACGAAAUGGAUAGAGGAACACACAAUAAUAUAUGCAACAAACAAGAAGCCGAAGAAGAGGUUAUAACAAGUCAAGAACAACCAGGUAAUAUUGCACUUGAUGUUUUGACAGAUAUGAUGCACAGAGUUGUUGAUGACGUUGAUAGUGCGGAAGAAACUAAUCAAAUUUCAAAGUCAAUACAAGAUAUAAAUUUAAAUAAUCUUGCUGAAAAGACAGUAACUGGUGAUAUUUCAUGUAUAGAGGGUGAGCUAUUGAAGGUAACAACGGAAGACCCUGAACAAGAUCAAGGUGAAUUAUUGGAUCUAACAACAGAGGAGCACAAUCAUUCCAGCACCUGGGAUUCGUCUAUCACGGACGAUGAAAUUGAAGUCAUUUGCAAACAUUCAUCGCCUUAUGUUGUAACCACUACGGAUAUGAACAAAAUUCAAAAAAGUGACAAUGGUGAGGAAAUCCCCAUUGGAAGCCUUGAUAUUCAAGGCGCAGUGGCUCUAGACACAUCCAAUGAAUGCGGUGAGCCACAAACUCAGAGUAUAAUGUACAUGUCACAACAGUAUAAUGUACCGAUGCCAGAAACACCCGCAAGUUACCUUGGAUCAGAAUGGGGUAGUCAGUUGUAUAAUAAUCAAGUGCAACCAACACACCAAGACGGUUCCCUAAUGCAGCACCUCUCGAACGGCUUACCACCCCAGUUUAUGCAGCAACCGACCAACCAGCAAUCUGUAAACAAUGGAUUUCAAUACUCGGCACAGGGGACCCAGGCCAACCCUCCAGCAAACAAUGGUUUCCAGUACUCUGCCCAGGGAACACAGUCGAACCCACCUGUCAACAAUGGUUUUCAGUAUUCAUCACAGGGGGCACAGGGCAACACGUGGGCUACAUGGACUACACCUUUGGACUAUAAUCCACAGAACCCAAAUCGGCCCCAAAAUACACCUCAGCAGUUCUGGAGUAGUAAUGCUUCUUUCGUUUCUGGAAACAACGAUUUCCAAACACCGCCUCCUCCCCCGCCGCCGCCUCCGACAUUUCCAGAGUUCCAUCCAUCAGCUAGCAAUCAGUUCGACUUUGCCACAGAACCGUCUGCUUUUAUUUAUCCAUCAAUCUACGUGUCUCAUGCCGGACUCAUCACCGUCCUGCUUAAAGACGACAUCUCCGUGGAAAUGCUCGUGGAUCGUACUGUCCGUCUUGUGAGCCACAACCGCCAGAUGGCGAUCGCUUUGAGCAGCAAAGGAAACAUGAGCAGCAUAUUCCACCCGAUCCUAAAACUACUACAGAAUGGAACGGCCAUGGACAUUGACUUGGGCAGUGUUCAGGCAAAAAUUACAUCACGUGACAUUCAGUUCGCCAAUGAAAUGAGCUGUUUCAAGUUUGACUACACUCAGAUAGAACCCGCCACUCCUAACUUUAAUGACUUAUCGAAAGACAGUUCAGUGAAUUUGUUGUUUUCUUCAGAAGGCUAUGGACAGAAUUUAGUCACGCAGUGUUUGGAUCUUGCAUCAAAAGCCGAAUAUGAAAAUCUGCCGAAAGGUGGCGUCAUCGUUCGCAUCAACGGCGUAAAAAUAACACGAAGGGCACGAGGGGAGGUAAGCGUGGAGACCGGACCGAAAAACAUCAGACUGGUUCCCAACACGGGCAUAUGUCACGUGCAGACCCAGAUCCUGGAUGUCUCGAUAAACCAAGACCACAGUGUCUCGAUAAGACGGGACGUGAACAGUCUGAUAGCCGCCAACGGCAGGGUGGUCCUCUCAAACGGCUGCAUCGAGGCCGGAUUCGACGAGCACAGCCGUCUCAAAGUGCUGUCUCUGCCUCGGCGAUCUCCUCUGCCAGUUGGGGUGAAAAGACAAAGACGACCAGGGGGAACUGCCGGCACAAGGAGGAAGGCCACGGCACUCGGCGGCAUGCCGUAGCGGACGCUCUUCAUCCGUGACGGUGCCUUGUAAGUGACAGCUGCUGAUUCUAAAACCGAACUUUCAGGAAUGGAAACAACUAAAUAAUAAAUCGCCAAACAUAAUAUUUUAGGGUAAAGCUGUUGCGUGUGGUCCACACAGUAUGUAUGAAUGUAAUGGAAUUUACAUAGGCCUAAAUAUCGGCCUAAUCGGGUUGCGUUUAACAUCACAAAAUGUCAACACGUUCUUUUUUUUAAAACGAUCUUAUUGUUCCUUACGACAAAUAACUGACGUGUAUGUAUAUAGAGCUAUGUUAGUUUAUGUUAAUUUGUUUUAAAAUAUAUUUCAUGAUUUUUUUCAAAACUAGCAUUGAUUGGUCGAUUAAAAUAUUUAUUAGCCUACAUUUCGAAUUAAAAAAAGAAAUAGAAAACAAAAAGCAGAAGAGAAAAAAAGAAAGAAAAAGAGUUCGGAUCACUGUUGCAGCGUUAUCAAAAUUUAAUUUAAAAUAGUUUUAUUGUAGGUUCUAUCUUUGGGUUUUGUUCCGUACUUCUUUUUAUCCUCUUACAAUGCAAGUUAGCAAAAUCAAUUCUGUGAUGGGUUUUUUUAAAUGUUUUUUUAUUGUUUAAAAAUGGUUCGUCAUGUACAUAAAAAAAAUUCUGUAACAUAUUUACUUAAUAAAGGUCCCUUGCAGGUGAUACUUGGUAACCAAUACUAUAAUUAUAUAUAUUUCAUACUGCACACACAUGUUUACCAGUGUGAAUUAUACCUGUGUUAUGUGUUUCUUGUUAGAACUGUUUACCUUUCCUGUCUUCGAAAUUAUACAUCUUUUUGAUGGGUACAAUCUUUGUGAUUUUGUGACACAUACGUGUCUAACAGAAGGUUGACCGAACUUGAUUGCUAUGUACAACAUGAUUUAAAGUGUUUCUUGUGUUGCUGUUAGUUACAAAGAGUUUCAGAGGUGAAGGUUUAUUGCAAGUUAUUUAUUAUGUUUUACUUUAAAUCUUUAAGAAAAUAAGAUAUAUAUUUGGCUUAUUUUCGAAGUUUAUCGACACUAAAAAGUACAUGAUUAUUUUAUUGCAGCGAAUAUAUGUGAAUAAACUUAAUAAAGCUGCAAACACAAAGAAGACGGGUCUACGUUAAACAAUAAUUUGAUAUUUUUGAAAUUUGCAAUAUUGAAUUCAUCAUCUUCCAAACGUUUAAAGGACCCUUGAACUUAUAACAUGUCUGCUUUAUUUUCACCGUUGUUUAGGACCCCGUCUUGGUUGCCAAGGUAAGACUACUCUGGCAGUACGAAGAAUCCGUUUACAUGAUGGGUUGUUUUUAAAAAAGUGUUUAACUUUUUACAUGAGUCACUGUGUAAAUAUUAAUUAAUACAUAACAACUAUUAACAUGUAUACAUGCUAUCAGUGUCGUGCAGGUGAUAUUUUAUAUCCAUAUUAUUUUUAAAACCGCCAUAUUAUUAGACAUUUCUACCAGUGUGAACUAUAUCAAAGAUUGCAAUGUUCUCAGAUCAUCCAGUUUCAGUUGUGUGUGCGUGCGUGUGUGUGUAUGUACGUGGGUGUGAAUGCAAAUCAUUCUGACAGGUGCAAUCUUUAUGAUUUUUGUGCGUGAGUGUGACAUAUACUUAUUUAACUUAACCAAACUUAAUUGCUCUGUACAAGUAUUUGUGAUUCCUUCAGAGUAUUAAGAGUUUAUAUGUACACGUUUAUUACACGUUAUUUAUGAUGUUUUAAUUUCAAAAUUUAAGGAAAUAAAGAUAUAAACAUGA